AUGAUCUCGCCGCGGCCAGCACUGGAGCCACCUCCCCGCUGGGACGGAGGCCAGAGGCCGUUUCCCUUCCCCUACACACAGGUGCAGCCCCGCAGCGGGAGGCGCGGGCCCGCGGCCAUGUCGGGAGGCCGGGGGCACCUCCUGAGGGGGGCCCCCGACAUGGCGGCGGGCGGCAAAGCGGGACAGCCACCCCGGGCCAGGACCGCUCAGCUCCCCGCCCUACCCCCCUUCUCCCGGGGGGCUGCCCGGCAAGGCGGCAUUGUUGGCCUCGUCCAUCACUCCCCGUCCCCGGCUGACAUAAUGAAUGCGCUUGGACACACCUUCCAGCCCGGCGAAGAGGCGCGCCGAGUCUCCACGGACAGCCCCGCCGAGCUCUCUGCUCCGUUCCCCUCAGCCCUCGGGGAGGCGCCCCGCAAGCCCGGCCGGCCCCAUAGCCCGGCGCCCCGUCCCAGCCCAGUGAGGGGCCGCGGCGGCCGGGCUGGGCUGGGCCGGGCAGGGCGACGGGGGGUAAGAGCCCUCGCUAUGCUGCCCAGCGCCCUGUACUGGGACCUGGUGGGCUCCUCGGCUCUCCUCAACCUGCCGGCGGCGCCGGGCUUCGGCAACCUGGGCAAAAGUUUCCUCAUCGAGAACUUGCUGCGGGCCGGGGCGCCGCCGAGCCCUGCCCAGCUCCGUCCCCUCCCCGCGAGCCCCGUCCCCCUCAAGCUGUGCCCUGCGGCGGAACAAAUCAGCCCCUCAGGGGGUCCCUACCCGACAAGAUGGGCUUUUCAAGUGCUUAACCCCUCCGCGGCGGACGGCGGCCGCCUGCCAGCGCGGGCUCCGGAGGCGGAGAGAGGCGGCGUCUUCCCGCCGGCAGCCACAGCUCUUUCCAAACACUUUUUUCUCCGAGCCCCGCCAUUCUACUCAGCAUGCUGUGGUGGGUCCUGUCAGCACCCUGCAUCCCCCACUGCUUUUCCAAGAGAGGAAAGUGUGCUGCCUCUUCUGACGCAGGAGUCUAACUCCAAGUCCCGAAGAGGUAUAUUAAGAAGAGCUGUCUUUUCUGAAGACCAGAGGAAAGCUUUGGAGAAAAUGUUUCAGAAGCAGAAGUAUAUUAGUAAAACAGACAGGAAGAAACUGGCCAUUAACCUGGGUCUAAAGGAGUCUCAGGUGAAAAUUUGGUUUCAGAAUCGAAGGAUGAAAUGGCGAAACUCCAAAGAAAAAGAAGUGCUUUCAAACAGGUGCCUCCAAGAAGAAGGUCUUCAGGAGAACUACCUCUCACGAUCCACCAUGAAUUUUACCUCCCCAUGCCCAUCUGUGUGGGAAAUGUCCCAGGAGCAAGCAAGUCCAAGGUGGAGGGAGACUUCUCCAGGAAAUUCUGAAAGACUGAUGAGUAUGCAACCACCUCCAAGAGCAAAUUCAUCACAGAGCCCACUGUACUUGUAUCCUGACCAAGGCACUGCAAAUAAGGCAGUUACAUCAUCAGCCUAAGGAAGUAGGGGCAGUUUGUAAAUUGAGUAGAGAGCACAGGCUUCAAAUGAGCAGUCUUCUAAGACUAACAAUAUUUGGACAUUGUAAAUCUAACUAGUUUAUGCCUCAUAAAUUUGCUAAAGUCUAACAUCAUUAAAAUGACAAACAACUAAUGAUUUAAGACAUAUUCUUCAACAUUCAGUCUUUUUUUGUAUCUUUUCCAGUCUUGUACUGACCUUAAAAGUGAAAUAGGAACUGAUGGUAAGUAAAAUGAAGUGAAGAGCACGAAGCUGAAGUUGUGCUCUGAUUUAUACAUCUGUGCUGUAUGUGAUAUUCAUUAAAAUCACAGUGAUAGAGAAUCACUUUUAUCUCUCAUUGCAGUCAGACCAAUUAAUUCCUUUUGUGCAUGAGAUAAGAAUAACCCUAUUUACCUCAAGAACUUUGGAUUCUCUUUGAAAUUCAUUAAGUGACACAAUAGGUUCAUAUUAGACGUAAGCAUUUUUAGUACGUUUUUCUGUCUGUCCUCACCUGUAUCAGUAUUCAAUUAGUUUUAAAUAGCAUGGCCACAGGUCAGCUGAUAACCCUGAUGAAGUAUGCAAUACUAAAAGACAACCAAGUAACCUUAUAAGAAGUUAUAAGAAUGCUUAAAUCACUUUGAUGAGAAUGCAUAGUGGGAAAAGCAAUUCAGUGAGUCCUGUCUUUUCUCCUGUGGGUGAGCCUUCCGAUAUUCUGAACUCUGAAUUUCAGUGGCUUUUGUCAGACCAUUAGUGAAAUCUCUUGUGACCAAUUCUGUAUUUCAACACUGUAAUGGCAAUAUGCAGAAUUGUAGCCAAUAUGCACUAAGCAACAGAACUACAACUGGAAAACCUGCCACUGCAGCCAUCUCAGAGAAGUACUUAACAUACUGUAGUAGUCUUAUUCCUGACUUCUUCCUAUUUAAACUGGUGCCCGUAAGUACUCAUUAGCAUCUGUCUGUGUCAAAGACAGGGCAGUAUUCUAUGUAAUGCAAGUAGCCUCAAAUAAUAUUAUUAAAACUGCUUUACUUAAAAUUAUUUGCUUGCUUCAUCCACUUUAAGGAAAUCACUCUAUGAAUUAAGUAUCAUUUUUUGUUUAUUUGCAAGGCUUUAUAGCUCAAAAUGGGAGCAGAACAUUUUUUUUUUUCUUUAUCAUACAUUUAUGAAUCCAUUUGUUGAGAAAAAAGACAUAAGGUGUUUCAUGUUAGAGGCAAAACCUUUUGGAGAACACUGUAGUUUUAUAGGGACAAUUUAAUUUCUGUCAGAUUCAUAUAUUUUAUAGUCAAAAGAGAUGAUUAUGAUAAUCUGGUCUGGCUUUCCUCAUCAUGCAUGCCAUGAAUGUUUCUGAUUAUUCUUGCCUUGAACUCCAAAGCUUUUUGAACUGUAUUGUACGUCUCUCAAAAAGCCAUACAAUUGUUACCUAAUGUUUUACCUUUUGGUGGACAAUCUACUAUUCCCCUUGUUAAGUUGUAUUAUCUAGGAAGUGACAUUUAGAUACAUUUGCAGCUAAAAAUCUUGAGAUUGCAAUGAUGAUGCUUGUAUCAUAAACUUUAUGCAUGAUCAGGUGA
Strigops habroptila (Kakapo) is the source of this 3025-nucleotide messenger RNA. It is a transcript of the gene DBX2, whose product is annotated as developing brain homeobox 2. The transcript has 4 exons. Gene Ontology annotation, biological process: regulation of transcription by RNA polymerase II. Gene Ontology annotation, molecular function: DNA-binding transcription factor activity, RNA polymerase II-specific; DNA binding. The coding region runs from base 1 to 1464 and encodes 487 amino acids. Lineage: Eukaryota; Metazoa; Chordata; Aves; Psittaciformes; Psittacidae. The record is from RefSeq and is a predicted model, not a curated record.